Messenger RNA from Castor canadensis (American beaver), 2287 nucleotides. It is a transcript of the gene Gpr162, whose product is annotated as G protein-coupled receptor 162. Lineage: Eukaryota; Metazoa; Chordata; Mammalia; Rodentia; Castoridae. Gene Ontology annotation, biological process: G protein-coupled receptor signaling pathway. Gene Ontology annotation, molecular function: G protein-coupled receptor activity. The record is from RefSeq and is a predicted model, not a curated record. Gene Ontology annotation, cellular component: membrane.
CCCAGCCAGCCUCUUAGGUGGGAAAGCAGCCAGCUUGCCUCCCCCAUCAGUUACAGGGAUAUUUAAGAAAAAGCCCAGCCCAACACGGAGGCUGAGGACUGCCUCUGCUGACCUGCAGCCUCCUCCCCUGCCUUGCCCACCUGGCCUCAGCUGGGUCCAUCAUGCCAUGCUAAGCAGUCGAGUGGGCCUGGGGGCUGCCUGCCCGACUACUGGGCAAGGAUUGUGGGCAUCAUGGGGGUGCCUGUGAAUGGGGCUCCUGGGUGAGACCUAGCCCCCACCCCCCAGGAGUUUAAGGGGGUGGGGGUGAGGCUGAGGAUAGGAUGGCGCGGGGCGGGGUGGGGGCAGAGGAGGCCUCCCUGCGCUCAAACGCAUUGUCCUGGCUGGCCUGUGGGCUCCUGGCACUGCUGGCCAAUGCCUGGAUCAUCCUCAGCAUCUCAGCCAAGCAGCAGAAGCACAAGCCACUGGAGCUGCUGCUCUGCUUUCUGGCAGGCACGCAUAUACUCAUGGCAGCUGUGCCCCUCACCACCUUUGCUGUGGUACAGCUACGGCGGCAGGCUUCUUCCGACUAUGACUGGAACGAGAGCAUCUGCAAGGUCUUUGUGUCCACCUACUACACACUGGCUCUGGCCACCUGUUUCACAGUCGCCUCGCUCUCUUAUCAUCGCAUGUGGAUGGUGCGCUGGCCGGUCAACUACCGCCUCAGCAACGCCAAGAAGCAGGCACUGCAUGCUGUUAUGGGCAUCUGGAUGGUCAGCUUCAUCCUCUCCACACUGCCCUCCAUCGGCUGGCACAACAAUGGCGAGCGCUACUACGCCCGAGGCUGCCAGUUCAUAGUCUCCAAGAUUGGCCUUGGCUUUGGUGUCUGCUUCAGCCUCUUGCUACUUGGGGGCAUUGUCAUGGGGUUGGUCUGUGUGGCCAUCACCUUCUAUCAGACGCUAUGGGCCCGGCCCCGAAGAGCUCAGCAGGCCCGGAGAGCAGGGGGCAGCGGAGGAGCCAAGGCAGGUGGGCUGGGGGGCUUGGGUACCCGGCCAGCUUUUGAGGUGCCAGCCAUUGUGGUGGAAGAUACCCGAGGCAAGCGACGGUCCUCACUGGAUGGCUCUGAAUCUGCCAAGACAUCUCUGCAGGUCACCAACUUGGUCAGCGCCAUCGUCUUUCUCUAUGAUUCACUCACAGGGGUGCCUAUCUUGGUGGUGAGCUUCUUCUCCCUGAAGUCAGACUCAGCUCCUCCGUGGAUGGUGUUGGCUGUGCUGUGGUGCUCCAUGGCACAGACACUGCUGCUGCCCUCCUUCAUCUGGUCCUGUGAACGCUACCGUGCCGACGUGCGCACAGUGUGGGAGCAGUGUGUGGCAAUCAUGUCGGAGGAGGAUGGUGAUGAUGAUGGGGCCUGUGAUGACUAUACAGAUGGCCGAGUGUGCAAAGUUCGUUUUGAUGCUAAUGGGGCCACAGGACCAGGGGGCCGGGACCCCACCCAGGUGAAGCUGUUACCUGGUCGGCACAUGCUCUUCCCCCCUCUUGAGAGAGUACACUACUUACAGGUCCCCUUGUCCCGCCGACUGUCCCAUGAUGAGACCAACAUCUUCUCUACCCCUCGGGCACCAGGCUCCUUCCUGCACAAGUGGUCAUCCUCUGAUGACAUCCGGGUCCUCCCGUCCCAGAGCCGUGCCCUUGGGGGCCCUCCUGAGUACCUGGGACAAAGACACAGGCUGGAGGAUGAGGAGGAUGAAGAAGAGGCUGAAGGUGGUGGGCUGGCUAGCCUUCGUCAGUUCCUGGAAAGUGGGGUUCUGGGGUCAGGUGGGGGUCCCUCACGGGGUCCUGGCUUCUUCCGGGAGGAGAUCACCACCUUCAUCGACGAGACACCUCUGCCUUCUCCUACUGCCUCACCAGGACCUUCUCCUCGCCGACCCAGGCCACUGGGUCUCUCACCACGCCGACUCUCCCUUGGGUCCCCUGAUAGCAGAGCUGUUGGACUUCCUUUGGGGCUAAGUGCAGGGAGACGCUGUUCCCUGACAGGGAGUGAGGGGAGUGCAAGGGCUUGGGGAAGACCCUGGGGCCCAGGCAACCCCAUCUUCCCCCAGCUGACGCUGUGAGCCCAAGUGGUCUGCUGAACUCAGAGGGGGCCUGGGUAUACCUCACUCUGGCCCUGAGACUAUGGCAGCUGCCUCUAGACUCCGGGCACUAGAUCUGGGCUCUGGAGCCCCUUGCUCUGUCCCAUCCAAGUGACCAGACCAGAUGCCCUACUCACCUUCCAUAACCCUUAGCAAAAUGUAUUAAAAUCUGAAGUGUUGCC